This is a messenger RNA of Brassicogethes aeneus, 839 nucleotides long. Lineage: Eukaryota; Metazoa; Arthropoda; Insecta; Coleoptera; Nitidulidae. The record is from the annotation of a GenBank genome assembly.
GUCAUGGUUAACAUUAGUAGCGGCAAGACGUUGAAAGCACCGGUCAAAAAUGUUCAGGUAUUACGAACAAAUCGUAAUAUUUCUGAUGACAAUUUAUUUGUGCAUUUUUAUUGUGUUUUGCCGGGGUCAUGUGAAGCUUAUCACUUGCGACUUAAGUUGCUCCAGGCCUUUGCCGAAAGUUGUUAACACAUCCGAUUGGUUAAAUAUUGGUAACGAGUUCCUAGUUACACCAAAACAAAUGGUCAUUUACAGGUGCGGUGUCGAUACAGGUUGCUGUGAAAAAGACAUGUUUUGUCAAACUAAAGCCGAGAAGAAAGUUAAUGCAACAAUAUUUGUCGAAAAAAUUUUGCCCUCUGGGGAAAAUCAAGGGGAAUGUAAAAGUGUUUCAUAUACAAGUGCCACCGCUUGCCACUGUCUCAAAUUCAAAAACCCAUAUUAAUCAUUUUAAAUCAAAAUCGUAUGGUGCAAAAAUUGGACCAAACAAAAUUUGGCAUAAAUAUUUUAUCAUGUCUGUAAUUUACAAUCAAAAACAGAGCAAAAUGCAUACACACAUAAAAUUAGAAACUUGUCAAAACAAACAAAUAAUUAUAUUUAACUUAAGUUAUUGAGCAAAAAGCACUUAUUUUCAUAAAAUAGUUUUCAUAGAUCUCAUUUUGUAUUUGUAAAGUCCUAAUAUAGUUCCUAAACCUUGACUGAUUUAAUGUAAUAAUGUGACAUCCAUUUUAACAAUUUUAUUGGUAGUAUAAAUCUAUAGAUUUAUUAAUAUUGCCUAAAAAUAAGAAAAAACUUUAGUUUUGUUCCCGAGAUAGUGUUGCAAUUUUUUUUCUUAUAUCUGUAAA